Molecule: messenger RNA, 3062 nt
Organism: Lycium barbarum (goji berry)
Lineage: Eukaryota; Viridiplantae; Streptophyta; Magnoliopsida; Solanales; Solanaceae
Exons: 3
Coding region: 1396-2058 (220 amino acids)
Source: RefSeq, a predicted model, not a curated record
CCAUUGCCAUAUAUUAUCAGAGACGAUCCAGGAUUUAAACUUUGUGGGUUCGAGUUUGAAAUUCUACCAGACUCCAUUUGAUUUAAUGGUUUCGGAAUCUAUUAUUUGUACUUAUUUAGUAGAAAUUUUCAGACAUACAAGGUCUCAGCCAAAACUAAUGGGUUAGGACCCGUUACUUGCAUGCUAAAUUAGCCCCUGCAUGUCACCCACUUCAACACCCGACCAAAUAAAUAAUCUAGUAAAUGAUUUCCUAGAGAAAGAAUGAAUUUUUUAGGGGAAGCAUUUUAUGUUUGCCAUAUUUUCUCCAUAGUGAAUGCACCCAAAGCCAUAUCAGAAUUUCAAGUAUUGAAUACUUUGAUUGUCCAAUUUUAGUUACUGGGUGUGUAUUUGUGCUUCUUUUACUGGCAAUGUUUACCAAUUCUUUUGUGGAAUGCAGAUGUGCUUCAAUCCGAGCGAUUGAGACUGACUCCAAGUAUCACAUGAGGAAGCUAGUCACAUACUGGACCAUCUUUUCAUUUAUUUCUCUAUUCGAGCACAUAUUUGAGAAACUUAUUGAAUGGUAAUGUGGUGUACUUUUAGCUGGCUAUAUUAAAAGGGGCAUAAAGUUGUCAAGUGUUCCUUUUCUGGCCCUCUUCUACUCAUGUGGAAAUAGGAACUCUUUGCAAUAUUGACACUUAAUUAUUAGAUUAACUUCCAAUAAGUCAUUGGGCAAGUUUUCCGGUGUCUUCCAGAAAUAAGAGCAAAUUCUGCCAUUAAUGGUUAACGAAUUUAUGAUAUUCUCAAUUAGUUGUCUCAUUUCGUAAGUAUUUCUACUUGAUACUAAACCAAAAAGGAUGUAUAUGCUUCAUACGCAAAUUCUUGUGCUUGCACCCCGAGUAAUUACACUUUAUUUCUGGAUCUAUACCCUUAUAUUGAUUCAUUGAAUUGUGAAAGAAUCUUUUUCAAGUGAACCUCAAAUUCUUAUGACACACUUAUUUCGGUUACUCAUCUAUAUUGAUAGUUUUAUGUCUGUUCUUGCUUGUGUUUCCUAAAUUCCCUUUGGUGAGAAGUUGAGGAUCCCAAGAGCUAGAGAGUUUGUUGAAGCAUUUGGGAAAAUUGUGCAAUAUACUUGGUUGAACAUGAGAAACUACUCCUGUUGCAUACACUAAUGUCUUUCCAUUUACUUUGGCAGGGUUCCUCUGUGGCCAUAUAUUAAAUUAAUUACCAUAUGUUGGUUGGUAAUACCUCAGUUUAGGCGCAUGUUAUUUUUAUCAAUAUCUUAUUCAUCCACGUUUGCUGGUGAGAUUGUACGAUGUUGUCACUCAGUUUUAUGGGUUUUACUAUAUUUACCAACGGUUUCUGUAUUUGUGCUUGUCUGUCUACCUUCAAAUUGUCACUGACUGGUUUAACAAGCCAAUGGAGGAUCCAUCUUUCAAGAAUGAAUCAUUUCUGGCGAUGGCGGAGAGGUAUGUUGAAGAAAAUGGAUCUGAUGCUCUGGAGAAACUUAUUGCAAACAAGUCCAAGGAUUAUAGUUUGAAUCAUCAUGCAGAAGAGAUCAAAACUACUGAUACUAGUGUUGAAGCAGGAACGCUCACCCAUAACCAGGUUAAAUGUGUGAGGGAAAAUCUAAUUUGGAUUGAGAAGACAACAACAAGGAUGCAGAUCAAGGAAAUGGUGGUUCCAACAAAGCAGGAGCAAGUAAAACAUGUAGCGGCAGCACAAUCGGAACUCAGUACUAAUGAAAAGUUGAAAGAAAAGGUCCACCUGGCAGAUACUGGUCAGCAAGAAAAUCCAAAGCAACUGAAGAAUGCUGAUGUUGCUGUUCAUAAUUCUAAGCUGUGGUGUGGUACUUGUAACAUGUGGUUCCCUGACGAGAUUGUUAUGGCCGCACAUCUUAAGGGGAGGGAGCACUUGGCCAAACUCCAAAUACCAAUGAGUUCUAUGGCUUUGGCAGAGAGGUACCUUGAAGAGAAUGGAUCUGAUGCUCAGGAGAAACUUAUUACACAUAAGGUAUAUCAGAUGUUACUUCAGCAAGGAGCAGCCAGUUCUUAUCAUUUGAUUCUUUCCAAAACUCAUUAACCAAGUGCCUGUCAUGAUCUUGUUUAGCCUAAAAUUCAUUUUUUAGUUCAACCAGUUAAAUUAUUUAGAAUGACGUCACAAGUGACGUAAUUAAUCCAAAUUGUUAAUCCUUUGAUAAUGUGAAUUAAACGAGAACAAAGUAAUAAGAAUAACAAUGCAGAUAAUUAAAGAGAAAUAAUUGAUAAUGUAAAAGAGAGGGAGAUUCUUAUUGAUUCUCUUGACUCAGAUGAUGAGAAUUGCUAAAAAGCAGUGAUGAACGGUCGUGUUUACAUAGAAUAAUCCUAAAGUUGUGUGUAAUCAGGGUGAAAAAUUAGAUGGAUACAGUUGUGGGGAAGUGGGAGAUUUUAUAGGAUAGCUAAGAGUAACUGCUUCAGUGGUCCUCGCCCGUUCCAACUGUUACGUGACUAAGAUCGUGGGUGUUAAAUGGGAUUAAAAAGAAUCAGUAAGAUCUCGGAGCCUGGUCGUUAGCUGGGUUAUCCUCUGUCCGGGCACUCUGAUAGAUCGUUCCAGAUUUCUAUUACCCGGUGUAAAUGAGGUGCGUCUGGGUGCUGAUUCUUGGAUGAUCCUACUAACCUUUGGUUUGACUGUCGUUAACCAAUUCAACAAUUGAUUGUGGUCUUCUCUACGCUUGCCAUGUGUUCGGUCAAAUAGUCUUCGCUUCCGGCAUAUUUUCACCAAUACAGAUCUCCUAUUUGCAGUCCAAGGAUUAUAGUUUGAAUCAUCAUGCAGAAUGGAUCAAAGCUACUGACACUUGCGAUAAAUCAAGAAUGCUCAUCCCCAGCCAGGUGCCUGAACUGUUAUUCCUAACUCCCUAUACUGUAUGAAACAGUCGUUAAGUUCUUAUGCUGCUGCUUUUUGGGCAUUUUCGCUUCAUAAUGAAUCUGAAAUUUACAUUAUCAGUUGAGUACUAUUUGAAUGUUUUGCAUAAUGUAAUGAUAUCAUGCACUAACUUGUAAGAUUUUCUUAUUUCCAGCAAACUUAUGAAUGUUUCCUAUGGUAGAUGC